This is a messenger RNA of Pseudomassariella vexata, 1056 nucleotides long. RefSeq names its product Alpha/Beta hydrolase protein. Lineage: Eukaryota; Fungi; Ascomycota; Sordariomycetes; Amphisphaeriales; Pseudomassariaceae. The record is from RefSeq and is a predicted model, not a curated record. Bases 1 to 1056 code for a protein of 351 amino acids. Gene Ontology annotation, molecular function: hydrolase activity. The transcript has a single exon.
AUGCAAGACCUAGCGCCCCUCAUCCUCCCCCGGGCACCCCCUCUAGACCCAUCAUGGCUCGCCCACGAAUCAGCCGCCAACCUACUUGCCCCCAAGCCAUCCCUCUCCGCUAUAGACCGGCAGCCCCUCUAUGCCGCCUCAUGUCGCGCACUAAACGCCUCCAUGAUGGCACCCGGUGCACGAGACCACCACCUAUCCCGGGGCAUCUCUAUCUCAUCCCUCACCAUUCCAUCAACAGUAGAUGGUUUCGCGAUCCCCGUCUUGCGCUACGAGACGGAGCUUACCAAAACCGCCAGCGGUGGUGGUAAGAAGGCGAAUGAAUGGGAAGAGAAGGAGAGGAAGGAAAAGGUCAUCCUGGUCUACUACCACGGCGGCGGCCUCGUAGUCGGCGAAGCAGAUAGCGAGGAUCUUUCGUGUCGACGGCUUGUACUGCAAUCCGGCAUUGCACAACACUUGACGCUCUACUCAGUAGGCUACCGCCUAAUGCCCCAAGUCCCAGCUUGCACUUGCGUGCCGGAUGCUCUAGACGCAUUCACCUCCAUCUGCAAUCUCAACCGAGGAGCCAAGUUCAUCCUAGUCGGCAGCUCCAGCGGUGGCGAGCUCGCGGCGCUCGUUUCGCAAAUGGCGCCCCGCGGAUCGGUCCACGGCGUGCUGUUGCGAUGCCCGGUGACUUCGGACGCGUUCUCGGGGCCGCAGUACGUUCCGGCGCGGUUGCGGGCAAUGCACACGAGCGCUUCAGAGUCGUUCGUCACAAGUUUGCUGGGUUUCUUCACGAGGGAGGUACCGCGGGAUGGACUGGAGAGGAUGCCUCUUGAAAUUGGCGAGGAGGAAUUGGUGGGCUUGCCGAGAACCUGGAUCCAGAUUUGUACGAACGAUGUGCUUUACUCUGACGGGUUGUGCUAUGCGAAGGCGCUGCAAGAUGCUGGUGUGCCAGUUAAGGUCGAUGUCGUCGUGGGGUAUCCACAUACUUUCUGGUUGAAAGCACCGCAACUCCAGAGAGCAUUGGAGGCGGACGAGGAGAUGCUUCGGGGGCUGGUAUGGGCGGCCGAUGUUUGA